Messenger RNA from Paraglomus occultum, 561 nucleotides. NCBI's taxonomy places the organism in Eukaryota, Fungi, Glomeromycota, Glomeromycetes, Paraglomerales, Paraglomeraceae. The record is from the annotation of a GenBank genome assembly.
AUGGAUGAUGUGUCAAAAGAAAGUUUAAUGAAAAGCUCAAAGAAAAGCGAUGACGUCGUUGAUAAUACCGCGCCUGGAAAAACAAUUGUAACGGAAGAGGACGAUCUUCCGCCGUUGCUACCUCUGCCUCCGAAACCUUCUCCCCAACUUGAAUCUCUUCCACCUGACUCUUCUCCUACUUCCGAUAUCAGCACCCCAGACGCUUCAGCCUCCCCCACAAGCUCUCAAUCCGAUCAACUGGAACAAACCGAAAGCACACCUAUUGGCGAGCCAGUACGCUUGGAGAGCCCCAAAGACGAGGAUGCUGAAGUGCUUUACGCUAGGUCUGAUCCUCUGAACCACCGGAUAGAGCGUGCCAUUCAACGAUAUAAAAAGAAUCGGAAAUUUAACACCACUCGCCAUCAAAUUCUCAGCUCUUAUCUUUCGUAUGGUGGCAUAAACACAUCUCAAAAGGCGUUUCUCGGUAAUGGUGAUGAGGUUGAUCCUGAAGAUGAUGCUGACAUCAUAGCUGCGAAACAAGCGACUGAUUUGAUUGAUGACGAUGUUAUUGAUAGCUCUGAA